AAGCGUCGUAAGCCUAAAUUGAUCGUAGAUUCCAUCGUAGGACAAAUCUUAGUUUUACGGGCCGUUCCCAAAGACAUCGUAGCUAAAGUGUCUUUUGAAAAUUCGUAACUCUUUAAAGCGCAUACAUUAGCUUACUCCUUAUGAGCAUGUUUGGGAAACGCACGUAAGAAAUAUCGAUGGUUUCGUUUUUUGCUCGAUCGUUGCUACGAUCCAUCGUUAUCGGGAAACGCAGUCCAGAGCAACUCUAAUGGAUGAGAAGCAGCUAACCUAGUUCGGCAUGAGCUACCCGAGUUCUAGCUAAUAGACCCCACGUUGGAUAAAUAUCGUCCAGACUAGUCUUGUUGUUUGCUAUUGUAAUUGUUUCGGAUCAUGUUUGUCUGGGUAUGCUUUCUGCUUAGUGUCUCAUGUUGCUGUGCUGGUGCUUACUUGGAGACUGCCCGCGUCUGUUAUGGCACGGAAUAUGUUAUUCCAUCAAUAUUCGAAUCCUAUUUCACAAUUACCAAGCUGUUCUUCAAGCCAUCAUACCCUCAGGGAUCACCCAAGACACUGGUGUUAGACAAAUUGAAGCUAAAAGACCCACGUUACAAAGUCACCGUCUUGACCUUGAGAAUACCAGAUGUAACAGAAGAGGACAAUGGGAUUUUCUCUGUUAUGUAUGACGAUGGCAUUACAUUUGAUCUCCUCAGACUGGAAGUUACUGAUUGUUCUUCCAAAGUAGAAUUGACUUACGGUUCUAGGUUCUUGCAGACUGUUGUCAAUCAAGCUUCUACCUUAGACUUCCUGCCUUUAGACUCUUCCUCUAAGUCUGUGGUACUCUGGAAUCAAACAAACAACCAGGCUGGCACAGAGGGCAUUGGGGUGAUGAUAGGCCACUCAUGGGUGGUAACGCGUGUCACCCAAAAGCAUCAGGGCCACUAUACCUUCAGAAACAGCGAUGGGCGGAUUCUGUCCAGAAGAAAGCUGGAAGUGAAAGAACAUGUUGAGUGGCACACUGUGGACAGUGAUGAGAAUAUCGUCAUCAAAUUCGCCCUGGACUCUGACGAGUACAACCUCAACUUUUUUCCGGAAGGGGAAACAGAGGCCAUACUUUUGAUUAAAAAGGGAAUAGAAAUGUAUGGCAAACCCAUCAAUGACAAGGUUCGGAUACUGGGUCGAAGAUCACAUUUUGCUUUUAAAAUUGCUGAUUUAGAGAACCAGGAUUCUGGCAAGUUUGAGCUCAGAGACCAGGACAACAACUUGGCUUUAGUAGUUUGGCUGAAGGUAAAACCUGGUAUUUAUAUGGCAACAUAUAUUUUUGUGGGAGUUUCAGUCUUUAUCCUGGUGGGUAUCUAUUGUUGUGUGAGGAAGUGCUGCAGUAAGAGUAACGCCUCCAAACGAAACGCCUCUGCUUCCGCGUUGGGGCAGGUCGUGGUCCACCAAGACGAAACCUGUCACAUGACCAGUCAACCCUCAGGCCCAAGUCACGCCAGACCCCGAUAUUUUCAGAGUUAUGCUAGUGAACCGGUCGUCACAAUAUCCCCCGCAGCACCCUCCGGCCCAACGUACCAGCCCACUCCUCCUCCCCCCAAUCAAUCGUCCAAUGACACGACGAUCCUUAAGGAUGACCCCCACACUCAGGUGUCCACCUCCACAGGACUGGAUCCUCCUUCGUUCUCUCUGGGUUUCGACUGCCUCUCUUCGGAUUCUGAGACUCAGUUCAAGCUUCCUCAGAGAUUAAACCACCGCACUGACUUCUUUCCCAGCUCAGACCCUUCCUCCUCUGCAGAUGUGUACAUCUCUGACAAACUGAAUUUCCGGUAAAAGAAAAUACUGUAUUUGGUGGGACCCUACCACAUUUAGUUAUUUUCUUGUCUGGUCACAUGUCAGUUAUGUAGCCGAAUUCUAUGGAUAAGUAUGAAUUAUUUUAUCAUUAAUUUAUUGUUUAAGCAUAUUUUUGCACCUUUUAAGGAUUCUACAGGUCUACUUUGUUGAGUUUAGGCUAUGUGCAAGCCAAAUCACCAUCUCCAGUUUUUCUACAUUUAUAUCUUCCACUUUUAUAUAUUUAUUCUCUGAGAAUUUGUGCCUUUUUUAAUCUAUUAUUUUUGCUCGGGUGGAUUAUCCAAUAUUUUGAACUAUGACUAUCCACCACCAGUUAGCAGUCACUUCUGUGAACCUAACUGCAUAUAUAUCUAUAUCUACCUGCUUGCCUUAUAGCCCUGGUGCUGCCUGUCCUGGUUGUCUUGCCAUGCCUUUCUGACCUCAUAUACUAUUGGACAACUCAAUGUCCCAUAUGGAAACUAUUCUAACUUUGUGCGUGUGUGUUGUUUUUGAUCUAAAUAUAUUACUAUGAAGAUGUAUAUAGAUGUAAUAUGUAUUGUCUCGUAAUAAUUGUAAUCUGUUACGGUCGUUAAGUGCAAUUAAAUAGUGCAACCUCUAGUCAUAAAAUGUACAGUAUGUGUUCAACCCUAUCCCUGGUAUCCACACUAGUUUAUGUUCGCUUACAUUUCUGAAUGUAGGCCGUUCGCUUACAUUUCUGAAUGUAGGCCGUUCGCUUACAUUUCUGAAUGUAGGCCGUUCGCUUACAUUUCUGAAUGUAAGCCGUUCGCUUACAUUUCUGAAUGUAAGCCGUUUGUGGUCAGCAUCAGAUUACAGUAAAUUCAAGUUAUUAGCUAUCUCUUUUUUUGCCUGUUUCCUAUUUGGUUGUUGAGGAUUAGGAGCAUUUUUUUGUUUAAUACUGGCGUACAGGUUUUGAUCAAAAGUGCUGGUGUUUCUGAUUGGCUGAUAGGUGGCAUUAAACUCUGUAAAACUCGAGAUACCAAACCCUCUGAUCACAACAGUCUACUAGUGAUACCAAACCUCCUGAUUACAACAUAGUCUACUGGUGAUACCAAACUCUCUGAUUACAACAAAACCUUUUCACACAAUUAUAUUUAAGAUUUGUGUAUGUUUAUCGUAUGCAUGAAAAUUCCUUGUUUGUGUGAACUUACAUGGUGAAUAAAGCCCAUAAUGAUUCAGA
Molecule: messenger RNA, 2995 nt
Organism: Osmerus eperlanus (European smelt)
Lineage: Eukaryota; Metazoa; Chordata; Actinopteri; Osmeriformes; Osmeridae
Exons: 9
Coding region: 370-1800 (476 amino acids)
Source: RefSeq, a predicted model, not a curated record